Messenger RNA from Mytilus californianus (California mussel), 2887 nucleotides. RefSeq lists its product as uncharacterized. Lineage: Eukaryota; Metazoa; Mollusca; Bivalvia; Mytilida; Mytilidae. Bases 267 to 2225 code for a protein of 652 amino acids. The record is from RefSeq and is a predicted model, not a curated record. The transcript is spliced from 2 exons.
AAACAAAUUCACCAUCAAUGUCCUUGAACAUGCGGUUUCCCUGGGGAUAUAAUCAAUUAUCAGAACAAUGCAGAAUAUGACAUUCCUCCGCGCCGAGACCCUCACAUAUUCCUGCGGGGCUAUGUGUAUUAUUAUGGAAAAAGUAGUGUGUAAUUUAUGUGAGUGUAACAUGAUGCGAUACGAUAAAUAUAUUUCUGAUACCCGUAUGUUACAAGGGAGAGCAUACAUUUGAUGGAUGUCACGCAUAUAAAGAUCAGGGAAAGAAUAUGUUUAAGAGGAAGAUAGAAGCUAUAUUAAGAAACCGUUUCUUUUUGCUUGUUGCAAGUGUUACAUGUCUCUACUAUCUGAACAAAUUUUUCCAGCCGGUCCAGUUAAUUUUUAUUCACCAAAAUGUGAACACGACUUGUACAUUACCCGACCUGAAUCCUUUCGACAGCUCAAUCAUGAAAUUUAUCUACCACCCUAAACCAAUUUCUUGUGAUCUUAUCCCUUCAUUGGUAUUUAUAGACUACACAGGAUUACUUCGGUUGAAUAUAUCGCUCAAACAACGUUUAAAACUUUCCAAUUUAGAGUGCUCAUACCGCAUUAUAGAACGCAAUGGAGAAAAUGAUGUUUCUUUUUUACCAGAAAUACAGUUCAAACCUCCAGUAUACAUUCCUGCUGAUUUAAUUCAAGUUAUUUGCAAAACAGAAAGUGGAGUAGUUGUAGACAGAAUUCUUUUUAAUAUAGACAGCAAAACUGUUCUAAAAAAUAAAAAUGGAAUAAAAGACUCGAAGGAAACUUUAAACCUGUUUAUUUUCGGAUAUGAUUCGGUCUCAAGGUUAGCUGCUGAAAGGAAACUACCAAAGACAAUGAACUUUAUCAACAAGAAGCUUAAUGGUUCAACAUUGCAAGGAUAUACAAUGAUAGGAGGCAAUACAUAUCCAAAUUUAAUUGCUGUUCUUACUGGAAAACAAUCAUACAGUUCCGAACUUCCUUCUCUCAAUCUUAAGUCAGAAUUUACCGACCCAUAUCCGUUCAUUUGGAAGGAAUGUUCAAAGCGAGGUUAUGUGACGAUGUACAGUGAAGACUAUCCAGAAAUAUCUAUAUUUGCUAACAACAUGAAAGGGUUUAGAGACCCACCAGCAGAUCAUUACUUAAGACCAUAUUAUAUUGCUCAGAAGAAAGUUAGUCCCGUACAGACUAAUAUAGAAAUGUUUAAAGUAUUGAUGUAUUUAGAGAAUCAUAACAUUAAGCUUGGAAAAUAUUCCCCUUUAUGUUACAAAGAUCGUCCCAAACAUGUUCUUCAUAUGGAGCAUUAUAAGCAAUUUAUAUCAACGUACAAACAUUACGCAAAAUUUUCCUUCUCAUGGCUAACAGAAAUGACCCAUGAGUUUAUGAACUUUCUUGAACUAGUAGACGAUGAUACCGUGAACUUUUUCAAAUGGCUUCAGGAAUACGGUCAUUUACAAAACUCUGUUCUCAUUUUUAUGAGUGACCAUGGUCCAAGAAACGAGGAAAUUCGAAAUACUGCAAUAGGAAGGAUAGAAGAACGUAUGCCAUUACUAAGUAUUGUGUUACCUGAACUUUUAAAACAGAAACAUCCUCAUUUAGAGAAAAAUCUGGAGGAAAAUACACAUCGCUUGACAUCUCCAUAUGAUCUCCAUGAAACAUUAAUGGAUAUUGUCAAUAGAGAUUUCAAUGAAAAAUACAAAAUAACAUCUCGCCCAUACCCACGAGGAAUUAGUUUAUUUAGAAAUAUUCCUAAGGACAGAACAUGCGCAGAUGCCUCUAUAGCCGAACAUUUUUGUGCUUGCUACACUGCCCGGAACGUUUCUGUGAACGAUAAUACUGUAAAGAUAUUGUCUGAAUUCGCUGUAAACUCAAUCAACGAGAAACUUGCAGAAGUUAAAGACAAAUGUUCAAAGUUAAGUUUAUUCAAAAUAAUCGAUGCUCAAAAGAUAGAAUCUGGUCUAGAGAAUCAUGCCGAGUUUGGUCGGACGUCUGUGUUAAAUUUCUUUUAUUCUCCAGAAAAACAGACUGAACAACGUUAUCUUAUUUUGCUUCAAACGUCUCCAGGUCUUGCACUUUUUGAGGCAACAGUACGCUUUACAGAUAUUUCUGAUAGAAGCAGUAUAAAGCUUUUAGGUGAUGUAAGCAGAACAAACAAAUAUAGAACCCAGUCACAUUGUGUUGGAUAUCAAAAGCUCAAACCUAUAUGUUAUUGCAAAGAUCAAAUCCAGUAAUUAAAACAAACACUAUGCUUGUGUAUACAUAUAUGUCUAUGCAAAAGCUAGUUAUUUUAACUAUUUCAUAUUUAAUUAUAAGAUGCCUUUUUUUAGCUCACCUGGCCGAAAGAUUUAUAUAUAUCAAUAUAUGAAUUAAUGAUGAAAGGUAUAUAUCAAAGGAGAAGGUCCGGUAACUGCUAUGUUUGGCCUAAAAUUUUGAAGUACAUCUGAUGAAAGAAUUUUGACAUUUUUUUAAACACUUAAAAGUGCUACUUUAGUCGAUUCAAUUAGGUUUUGUAAAAUAUAUGAACUGAUUUGGUCUUAAAAGACGUUCAAAUUCAAGCUUAGAUAUGAAAAAUCUAUCAAAUAAGUAACCAAACGUCACUUUUCAGAUGGUUCUGUCUAAAAUAGAAGUGGCCGCACUCGUGUUCAAUCUCAAUCUUUAAUUGUAUUGAUAUCAAAGUUGAUUCCCACGCUUAUUUUAUAUACUAUUAUUUGAAAUCCUUCCAAAAAAGUAUUGACGUAGACGUGUUGUUUGUCCUCCUGAUUAUUGUGUGCUGUGUUGACAUAUAAGUUGUGGAAUGUUGAGUAUGGACUUUUUGUUUUGUGAUUUUAAUAACUCGACCAACGUAGCCACCAGCAAAGAUGAAACGAAUACAAAAUAAAAAGGCAAAAUAUGA